UCUCGGAGAAGAGAGUCUGGCGAUGAUGCGUGCGUGAGCCAAGAGUGCGACCACACGCCGGGAGAGAUGUAGACAUACUCCUCUAGCAACAUCUGACAAGUAGUGAGAGAAAGGGGCGGGGAGAGAGAGAGAGAGAGAGAGAGAGAGAGAGAGAGAGAGAGAGAGAGAGAGAGAGAGAGAGAGAGGGACCAAGUGGAGGCAAGCGACCACAUCGGGCAUUAGGUGACUGGACCGGUGGAGAAAUUCCUCAUCCCUCCCCAGGCAGAGGGUCUAAACGGCCAAAACCAUUGUGAAGGAUGGAGCAGCAUUCAGCAAAGAAAGUGAGCACGAUGUCAGCUUGCAUGGCGUGGCUUCUAUUUACCCUUCUUCUGUUUGGAUGCCAAAAUGGCGGCUGUCAGUCCUCCCCCGAGGCUCAAAAGGAGGCGGCCACAAGCGACAACAGCACAGUGUUCACCAGGAUCCUGGAUGGGCUCCUUGAUGGUUAUGACAACAGGCUGCGGCCUGGUCUUGGAGAGAACGUCACAGAGAUCAAGACAGAUAUUUUUGUCACAAGCUUCGGCCCAGUGUCUGACACAGAAAUGGAAUACACCAUUGAUUUGUUCUUACGUCAGACUUGGAAGGACGAGCGCCUGCGCUUCAAAGGGCCAAGGGAGAAGUUGUCCUUGAACAACCUGCUUGCCAGCAAUAUUUGGACACCUGACACGUUUUUCCUCAAUGGCAAGAAGUCCAUUGCUCACAACAUGACCACACCGAACGAGCUGCUGAGGUUCACUGAUGACGGCACUCUCCUUUACACUAUGAGACUGACGAUAUCAGCCGAAUGUCCAAUGCACUUGGAGGAUUUCCCCAUGGACGUCCACGUCUGCCCUCUGAAGUUUGGCAGCUAUGCCUAUCCGGUGUCUGAGGUGGUUUACAGGUGGACUAAAGGUGCUGCCUGGUCUGUGGUGGUGGCAGACGACGGGUCAAGACUCAACCAGUACAUUCUGAUGACCUCAAUUGCCGGCACAGAAGACAUACAUACAAGCAGAGGCCAGUAUACAGUCAUGACGGUUCACUUCUACCUGAAAAGGAAGAUUGGAUAUUUUGUCAUCCAGACAUAUAUCCCAUGUUUUAUGACUGUAAUCCUGUCCCAGGUGUCAUUUUGGCUAAAUAGAGAAUCUGUUCCUGCACGGACAGUUUUUGGGGUGGCCACAGUGCUGACAAUGACCACCCUCAGCAUCAGCGCCAGAAACUCCCUCCCUAAAGUGGCCUACGCUACAGCAAUGGACUGGUUCAUUGCCGUCUGUUACGCAUUUGUCUUCUCGGCCCUUAUUGAAUUUGCAACGGUGAACUACUUCACCAAGAGGAGUUGGGCGUGGGAUGGCAAGAAAGAUCUGGAAGCACAGCACCCAAAGAAACGGGACCCCAUGGUGCUGUCGAAAAAGUCCAAUAACGUUUGCUCGGCAGCCCUCAACUGCACGCCGAACAUCACCAAGGACGUCUCAAUCUCUACCAUGUCCAACACAGCAUCGCUGCAGCUGCAAGCCUCUGAGCUAAAGAUGGCGGACCCCUACAACAGUGUCAGCAAGAUUGAUAAAAUGGCUCGGAUAGUGUUUCCUGUUCUCUUUGGAACCUUCAACCUUGUCUACUGGGCCACCUAUCUAAAAAGGGAACCAGUGACAAGGGAGUUGUUCCUUGCCCUAGUCCUUUUUGAAAUUUUUGAUUCAGGUUCAUCCUGAAGGGAAAAAUAACUCAGAAAUACUUGAAAAAGGCUGCUGGACUCCUGACGUAUUUUGAAUGGCCCUAAGUUCUUUUUGACAGCACCGUAAACGCUGAUUGGUGCUAUUUAUCUUGCUCGUCCAUUCUGCUGCGGGCCGCAUGACGCAUUCCUUAGAAGACAACUGAGAACACAAUGUAUCUGCCAAUCACAGCUUGAAGCACAGGAGCACGCCACUGCUCUUACUUGGCAAAGGUUUUUUUUAAAUGUAGUGAUACAAAAAAAUCUUUUGGUCGUUAUGCGUUGAUGAUUUGCUUUCACGUCCCCUUUUUUUGUUUGCUUUUAAAGUGAACUUUUUUUCUGUUGGAGUGAGUCAUCUUGACUUGAACAUUCAAACCUUCCAUGUUAGAUCUGGUUUCCCAAUGCUGGGAGUAACAGGGAAAAAAUCUGUGCGGAGAUAGAGGUCUAGCUUUGCAAGGGAUUUCUGAAAAUUGAAAUCAUCAACUUGGGAAAUUCAAUGUGGAAAAAUUCUUCUCUCAUAAAACUUUCAGUUUCAUUUAGGGCAUACCAACAAGAAUAUUAAUAAAAAUGUCUUGGCCCACUUUUACUGGAUGACUGGACAGAUGUAAAUAAUGUGUUCUACACUGUAAUUUCCCAUGUGCGUGCUAAAUUAAAUUUGAGCCUGUAUAGCUAAAGUAAAGUGUGAAAAUCGAUUCACAGAUGAGUGAUCAAGUCUUGGUUCGACUAGCAAUGUUGAUGCCGAGACCGAGAGGAUGUAUUACCAGCCCAGCAUAGUGAAUCCAACGUACAAAGUCCAACAUUUUCAACAAGCCUGUUUCUGCAACAACCCCUUUUUUUGUUCAUGCAAAUCCGGAAAAGUAGAAAUAUUUGAUUUAAUCCAAUACAACACCAAAGAGAGGCACAGCUGUAUCUGAUAACUUGUUUUUAAAACACCAUGAAUAACUGCUGGUAUGGCUUAACAUUAUGGUUGUUGUAUUUUGCAAAUCUCUUUUUAUGUUUGUGCAAUAACUCUUUGGGGAGGAGGCUCGUUAAAUUUGAAAAUGCAGUUUUUUGUUUUAUUCCUACAGUCAAAGUAGUGGUACAGCAGUUUGACAGCAGGCCACUUUAAAGAGGAAGUCACCCCAACAUAUUUCUUUACAAUAACAUGUUGUAUAUACCCCCUACCUGUCUUAACACAACAUUUUGAUUAAUAUGUAUUGCGUUUGUGGGCUACGAGUCAGGCAGCACAAUUCACCCAUUUUUAUCCAUCUCAAGGGGCAGCCAAUUUGCCAGUUGCUGUCAACUAAAAAUGACAUCACAAUUGCAAGGUCUCGGGUCACAACCAAUCGUGGCUAAGCUUCAGAAAACUGGUGAGGCGUGAUUGGUUGUGACCAGAGACCUGGUAACUGUACCUGAUGUCAUUUUCAGUCAAAGGGAAGUGGCAAAAUGGUCACUCCUUUGGAUGGAUGAAAACAGGUGGAUUUGUCCUGUUUGAUUCAUAUUCCACAAAUGAAAUAUUAAUAAGAAAAUUGUGUUUCAAAUAGUUGGGCUGCACAGAACAUAUUGGGAAAAAAUGGUGAUUGAUUUCCCCUUUAACACUGUUUUUAGUCAUUGUGGUAUAAACUCAAUGACACAGCCUGCUGCUUUGAGCAAUUACCAAAGUGAAUUUGGUUUGUUGUCAAAGGGAACUUUCUGCUGAUGAAAAGAUGAUGGCUUGCAGCGCCAUGUCAAUAAAGAUUAGCUGUGCUGUACCCGCUUUGCUUUGUGACUCGACAAUCGUUUUCUUUAUAUUAUUUGUGCCCGUGGCCAGUGAAGAACAAUUGAAAGGCUUCCAUAGCAACCGUGACCAUCACAUGUGCUCUUCUUAAAUCUAAACAUCAUUCAAGACUUUCUUAAAGGGGCAGUGUGUAGAAUGUUUAGAUUUUCCAAUGUUCAUUUAUUAAAAAAAAAACCCUCUUAAUUUCAACAAUAUGCACAAAAAAUGUCCACAUACUUUUAAAAAAAAGUUUUGUAUAUAUACUCAUAGGUCUUGUAAUCACUAAUUAUAGUAGUACAAUGUUUGCGCCUCACCAAACAGGAUGCUGCCAUAUUUCUGCUACAGAUACUCAAAAUGCAUGCGUUUAGGUCUUGCAUUCGAUUAUUUAAAAAAUCUGUACACUAUCUCUUCAAGUUCUGCAGCAAAAUUAUUGUUGUUGGGUAAUUUGUGCUUUGUUUCAUGUACGAUACCGAUUUAAAUGAAUGAAAAACUGUUGGAAACAUAAUGUUGGAAAUGUUGGACAUGUGAAAUCAUAAAAUGUUUUAUGCA
This is a messenger RNA of Syngnathus acus (greater pipefish), 4001 nucleotides long. RefSeq names its product gamma-aminobutyric acid receptor subunit alpha-5-like. The coding region runs from base 297 to 1718 and encodes 473 amino acids. The record is from RefSeq and is a predicted model, not a curated record. Gene Ontology annotation, molecular function: transmitter-gated monoatomic ion channel activity involved in regulation of postsynaptic membrane potential; GABA-gated chloride ion channel activity; inhibitory extracellular ligand-gated monoatomic ion channel activity. Gene Ontology annotation, cellular component: dendrite membrane; GABA-A receptor complex; synapse. Lineage: Eukaryota; Metazoa; Chordata; Actinopteri; Syngnathiformes; Syngnathidae. The transcript has 11 exons. Gene Ontology annotation, biological process: regulation of postsynaptic membrane potential; nervous system process; monoatomic ion transmembrane transport.